This is a messenger RNA of Medioppia subpectinata, 843 nucleotides long. The record is from the annotation of a GenBank genome assembly. Lineage: Eukaryota; Metazoa; Arthropoda; Arachnida; Sarcoptiformes; Oppiidae.
GCGCAGAAUCUUCCUCUUCGAGCAAACCUGUUAAGAGACAGAGAAAGUCUCGUUGGAGUGACGAGAAAGUGGCGACAAUGCCAUCGGAUCCCAAAUUAGUUGAGUACGCGAUCCAAGUGUUUGGAACCACAGAACUGACUGCAGACCAAUGGAAACAACUCGAAGAUCAAAGAAAAAUGAAAUUACUGUUUGAAAUGCUUCAGAAGAAGCAAAGGACGAACCAAAUGCUGGCAAAGAGUGGAAAAGUAAAGUAUGAAUACGAUUCGGACGAAGACGUGGAGGACGGCACGUGGGAACACAAGCGCCGGCGACAAGAGAUGCAACAAACGCACGGAAUCGCCAAUGUAUUGACCGAAAAUGCGAGCGGAAAGCAUCACAUCGGAGACUUCAUGCCUCCCGAAGAACUCGACAAGUUUAUGAAGAAAUGGGAAUCACUAAAGGGCGGCACAUCUCUCGCCCCGGAGUCUGAUUACAGCGAUUUGAAGCUCACAGAAGAUAACGUCGGCUUUCAAAUGCUUAAAAAGUUGGGAUGGAGUGAAGGCCAGGGACUCGGCGCGGAGGGCACCGGCACUGCCGAACCCAUUAACAAAGGUCCUGUUGGUGUGAAUAACGCAGGUUUAGGUCAAACGCGUCCCGAAGAACUCAGUGAUAGAGACGAUGAAUACGAAGCUUAUCGUAAACGAAUGAUGAUGGCCUAUAGGUUUAGACCAAAUCCAUUGAAUAAUCCCCGUCGAGCCUACUAUUAAAGUCUCAUCUAAUGAUUAAAUGUAAUUAAUUUAAACAAAUUGUGAGAAUUGCUUGUCUCAGGAAUCGCUUAAAGUUUGUAAUUUAUAUUUGAACUCA